UGCGCCGCGCUCACUCACUCGUUCGUACCCGCUCCAGGCAGACGCACGUCGCGCGAUACGUCAGAAACGGAAAAGGCUUCGGACUGCCCCUCGACGAGCGCCCCAUCGGGCUCCCGAGUCACAGUGUGUGCGAGCCCCUAGAGCAGCCAAGCAGCCAGCAUCAGCCAGUCAGCACCAGCAGCCAGCCAGCAUCAGCGUUCGUCGUCCAGUCGCCUUCCUGAUAAGCAGCAAACGGUGUAGAAAGUAAAGUUGGAAACCAAAACACGGUACAAAAGAAGCAACAUUUAGCACGUUUGCUGCUCGAAGAUGGUGAACAUUUUGGCCCCCAUCCGCGACUUACGGUGUGCGUGAGCGACAGUGUGGGACGGGGGGCGAGUGAAAGGGGGUCGGGGAAGCCAUCCGAAAGGAAGACGGCAUCCGACUGGCUGACCCCGCAGAAGAGGGCCCAAGUUGCGUGCGGGUUUUGUUGGCCAAAAAACUGUUGCUUUGGCGGUGUGCGAAGUGCGCGCGCGUGUGUGUUUAUGUGUGGUUGUGUCUAGUGUUUGUGUGCCUCGGCCGCGGUUGUGUAUGUGCGCGUAAGUGAAAACGCUCCUCUCGUCGUGCUGGAGCGCGAGGCGGUGCAAAGGGAACCCUGUGGCCAGCAGGCCGCCAGAUAAAAGCAGCACAAGAAGUAAUAACAAUAAUAAGCACAUCCCAGGCUCCCGUCCAUCAGCAGCCACGAAGAGCCCACUCUGCGGCCGCCUGCGUGUUUGGCCGCCAUUCAGCAUUCCCAGGCAGGCCGCGUCUCGACGCACCUGUGAAGGACGUAAGAAUUGCCAAAAAACCUCAACAAUCAACCGCAACGCAAGGCGACGCAGACGGACAAACCCCUUGGUCUAGUCAACAUAGAAGUGUAGCUGCAAGGGAAGCAACGAAGUUGUUCGCCGGAUUCGUGGGGCUGCUUAAUUUAGCUUAAUUGCGUCCAUCGAGCCAGUCCGGGCAGCGAACGCCUACAACCACGAAGGUUUGGCUGUCAGCUUCCGUUUCUCGCCACAGGCCUCUACUAUCAAACGACCAUCAGAGUCAACACAGCCGAGCCGAGCCGCCAACCUGCCAUGCUGGAGGCAUGCUGAAGACAGCCCAUGUCCGUGCCGAACCAUACGCUGAUGUGGCUGAGGUUGUAGACGGAUCGAUGCUCGCAAACGACACCGGAACGGAAGGAGUCACGUCAAUUCAAACCCUAUUCGUACGCACAACGCCUCGGAGGUGUACCGCUAAACCCCGCAGCUGCACCGUCAACAACACGUCCACACUUCCCACUGGCACGAGCAAGCCGAGGCUAGGCGGCUAAGAGGAUCUUCGACUGAGUACAGUGUGCGAUCAAAAAAAAAAGAAACCACCACAGAACAACUCCCUCCAAUUGAAAACCACAACACAAACAAACAGCGAAAGAAAACAGAGUGCAAUAGCAUUAAGCGUCUGAAGUAACCCAAAGCCGCGCAAAGGUUCGACGAAGUUCUGAGUCCUACUUCCCGACAGGAGCGUUGUGAAUAAUGAAACAGAUCAAUGUGUCCGUCGUGGGUCUCUCCGGGGUCGAGAAGGACAAGGGGCAGCUGGGCGUGGGCAAGUCCUGCCUGUGCAAUCGGUUCGUGCGCCCCAAGACAGACGAUUACGCGAUCGACCACAUCUCGGUGCUGAGUCAGUCGGACUUCAGCGGGCGCGUAGUGAACAACGAUCACUUCCUGUACUGGGGUGAGGUGCGCAAAACGUCCGAGGAGGGCGUCGACUACAACUUCAGCGUGAUCGAGCAGACCGAGUUCGUGGACGAUGCCACCUUCCAGCCGUUCAAGGUGGGCAAGAUGGAGCCGUACAUCAAGCGGUGCGCGGCCAUCCGGAUGUCGUCGCAGGAGAAGCUGAAGUACAUCUGCAAGAACCAGCUCGGCAUCGAGCACGAGUACGAGGAGGUGGUGCUGCCCGAGGGCCGCUUCCUGGUGGACGGGUUCGUGUGCGUGUUCGACGUGAGCGUCGUGCCGAACCGGACGGUGGAGAAGCAGGUCGAGUUCGUCACGCAGAUCAUCAACAACGUGCUGAAGAACAAGAAGCCGGUGGUGCUGGUGACGACCAAGAACGAUGACGCGAGCGAGCUGUACGUGCGCGAGGCGGAGAAGAUCUGCUCGCGCAAGGAGUACAAGGGCCAGAUACUGCUGAUCGAGACGUCCGCGCACGAGAGCAUCAACAUCGACCUGGCGUUCAUCGUGCUGGCGCAGAUGAUCGACAAGGCGAAGCAGCGCUCGAAGAUACCGUCGUACGGCGAGGCGGCCAAGCAGCGGACCGACCUGCUCACCACCAGCACCGAGUUCGUGACGCGCCUGAUACGCACGCAGAUCACCGACCACCGCUCGAUCUGGACCACCUCGUCGAAGAAGCUCGCCAGCCACCGGGAGUGGAACGACUUUCUCGAGCUGUUCGGCAAGGAGGCCGGCCAGCGCAUCUUCCGGCGGCACAUCAAGAAGCUGCGCGAGGACUACCAGUCGAAGAAGCUGCAGAGCUACAUGGACUCGUUCGCGUGCGUGCUGCAGGAGAUCCUGCCCGACAUCAACAGCAUCAACAUCGAGCUGGACAGCUUCAACGACUGGGCGUCGAUACGGGGCUACUUCCGCAACCACAUCGACUACGAGCAGUACUUCUUCGACGCGGUCGAGCGCGGCGGCAGCUGGGCCGAGCUGAGCGACAUGAGCGACAUGGAGGACGAGAACCGGAUACCGUUCGACAUCCUCGACACGCCCGAGGCCGAAACCGUCUUCAAGAACCACAUGAACGCGCUCCAGCAGGAGCAGAAGCGGCUAGAGUGGAAGAAGCAGUUCAAGAAGCUGCUGGAGGAAACCGGCUACGUGACGCCGGGCAAGCAGCUGUCGGAGGUGCGCGUGCUGUUUAUGGGCCGCGAGUGCUUCGAGGCGCUGUCCGAGCACGACUGCCAGCAGAUCUACGACAACCACCAGCGGGAGCUGGUCGAGUCGGCCAAGCACAACUUCCAGGAGCUGCUGAUGGAGCACGCGGACCGGUUCUACCACUUCAAGAACAUCGAGCCGUCCGGCACGAUCACGCAGAACGACAUCAAGGAGAUCACCGACGUGCUGCAGGAGGACCUGCGCUACAAGCUGCUCGACCGGCUCGACCAGGACCGGAAGGUGAUGCUGUUCCAGCACCUCGGCUUCGUGCACUGCCCGAUCCGGGAGCACUGUCCGGCCUUCCCGAACUGCAUGGACGCGCUGAUCGAGCGAAUACUGAUCGCGAACCAAAACCUACCAAACCCUCGGUUCGCGCAGAAGGAUGGCCAGUUGCAGCUGAACCUGAUAGUGAUCGGGCUGGACUACAUCGCGAACGACUUCAUCGACAAGAUCCACCAGAACUGCAACGACAACGGAGAGUACAUCUUCGACGGCCAAGUGUACGGGCUGAACAUCGAGACGAUCAACCGGGACAACGAUUCGUUCUCGUUCGAGCUGCAAUCGAAGGGGCUGAUCUGCUGCUACUCGAACCGGGCGACGUUCCAGUACGUGUACGAGGUGCUCGAUCGCCUGCUGGUCGACAAUCUCGACUUCAAGGACAGCGUCAACAAUCUGCACAUCGUGUUCAUGAGCGACGAGAAAAACGGCCAGAGCACGCUGCACCAGCUGCAGGCGGAUGGGCAGUCGCUGGCGGAGAAGCUGCACUGCGUGUUUAUCGACGAGAACGAGUUCUACGUGUCGCAGCAGCAGGCCAAGUUCGUCGACACCACGCUGAACAGCGUGAUCGAGUCGAUUCCGUUCGAGGACCUCAAGUACGGGCUGGCGCUGCACGACCUGCCCGAUCUGCGGCUGAUCAUGUGCAUCUUCUGCGGCGACCCGUUCUCCGUCGAGACGCUGCUGAGCGCGAUGAUGCUGGAGCAGUCGUGCGUGAGCGCGGGCGAGCGUAACAUCAUCUUCGAGAUGUUCCUCGGCGACUCGAAGCGGCGGGUCGAGCUGAUCCUCUCGUCCUACCACGGCGCCAACGCGUUCCGCGACGACCUCAUCCACGGCUUCAUCCUGCUGUACUCGAGCAAGCGGAAGGCGUCCCUGUCGACGCUGAGCGCCUUCUCGCUCAACAUUCCCAACCUGCCGAUGCAGAUCGUGGCCGUGUCGGAGCAGGGCGGCGCCAAUGCGUUCUUCGCCAGCGAGCUCUCGCAGCUGCUCAUCACCGAGGGUAACGCGAUCGCGGACAAGCUGCGGGCCCACUUCGCCACCGCCUCGGACGACGACGGUCAGUUCCGGUUCGCCUCGUUCGCGCCCUUCCUGAAGGAGGUGUGGGACAAGAAGCCGGAGAUCGAGCACGCGUUUAACAUGGAGGAACCGCUGACGAUCGACUCCGGCGAGGGCACGAUGGAGCACUCGAUGCACCAUCACCACCAGCAGCAGGUGCCACAGCCGCCGCCCCGGUACGAAAGCUACCUCAUCAACGGUUCGUCCACCACCUACCGUGGGGGCAGUGGCGGUGGCGGCGGGGGACCGCUCCACCCGCACCACGCCCAGCAGCAGCAGCAGCAGAUGCACCCGCAUCAACACCAGCAGAAGAUGUCCCAGCAGCUGUUCGACAACCGCUCGAUCAACUCGCUCGACGAUCUCGACAGCCUCAAGCAGCAAGCGCAGCAACACCAGCACCAACAGCAGCUCCACCAUCACCAGCAGCAUCAGCAGCAGCAGCAGCAGCAGCAGUAUAGCAAUAUGUACUACUACGAGGACAGCAGCGACUUCGACAAGGGUGGCAGCAACCAGGGCUUCCAAAUCUACCCGCCACCGACGACACCACCGGAGCCGGCACCGCCCGAUCAUCUGCUGACACCGUCGUCCAUCCUGCGCCAGCUGAAGGCCAACACCGUCUCGCAAUCCCAGUCGAGCCUGGAGGAGAUCAAUUCAGCCGACGUCAGCGGAUCCAAGGACUCGAUCAACACUUACGAUUCAGGCUGGCUGGACGAUGGGUUCCUCAUCCAGAAGCAGGACAACAAGCAGAGUGAAGAUCUGUGGAAGAACGUAAACGCGCACCACGCGUUCACCACCGGUCGCCGGCCGAAUCAGUCGUCGUUCGCGAAGAAGAUCCGCCCGAAGGGCCCGAGCCAGACGCUGAAGCAGCCGGGCAAGCUGAACCUGAAAAGUUUCGCCAUCGUCAACGAGGCGAUUGCGCGGAUGAACAUCGGUGGUGGAGGUGGCGGAGGGCCGGGUGGCGAUGGUGGGGCGGCUACCGGCAACAACCACCCCGGCAUGGGCAUCCCGAUGACGGAGAAGGAGAAGAAGAAGGCCAAGAAGUUGCUGCAGCAGCAGCAGCAGCUCGAGCACGCGCCGCUCGCCGCACCGGAGGACGACAGCGAGGAGUACGAGGACGAGGCCGGCUACGAGCAGAUCAACGACGCGUUCAGCGACGCGGUCAACAAUGUGGCGAGUCAAUUAUUUACCACCUUCUCCUCCGGCACCGGCGGCAGCGCUGGCCAGGGCGGCUCCGGACCAGGCGGUCACGAGAUGGGCACCAACAAGAACAAGCUGCGCCAGCGAAGGGAGAAGGAGCAGAUUUUCAACAUCCAAGAGUACUCGGACUCGGAAAGCGACUCCAGCUCGCUGGAACGUAAGCGCUCGAACGAUGGCUACUCGAAGAUCAACCGCAAGGCGCAACCGCACAAACGACACCGCAAGAAACGCACCGCCAUCCCGGUGCAGCCGCCGAAGAUCCCACUCGGACCGUUCGGUUCGUCGGCGGGUGGUCCGGGUGGCGGCGCUGGCGUCGAGCUGCUGGGCGGUGGCAGUGGCAGUGCCCUCAGUUCGGCCCUCGGAAUGCCCAUGAUGUACCAGAAGCUGAAGAACGAGCCGGGCAGCGGGAUGGAGAAGCCGGAGCGACCCGCCGAGCAGGACGAGUCGAGCGUGGACGUUUCCUCGCCGCGCGACAACAACUCGCCGAUCUUCGGUGUGCUGCCUAAAGGUGGCGAGCGCGAGAAGCUCAUCACGAAGCAGAAGAACUGGUUCGGCAAGGAGAUCGACACGAGUAGCAAGAGCAGUAAGGAGUCGAAGGACGCGCGCAGCAGCUCGAAGAGCGGUGGCAAGAACUCGAAGAACAGUGCGGCCACCGGUGCGCAGGCCCAGCAGGCGGCCCUCGCCAGCCUGAAGCAGUCGGACAAGGUACCGCUGGUGCCGCUGUUCGUAGAGAAGUGCGUCAAGUUUAUCGAGCAGGAGGGGCUCGACUCGGAGGGCAUCUACCGCGUACCGGGCAACCGGACGCAUGUGGACCUGCUCAACCAAAAGUUUGCCGAAGACACGGACGUGGACAUCGAGAAGCUGGACAUACCGGUCAAUGCGGUCGCGACUGCGCUGAAGGAUUUCUUCGUCAAGCGCCUCAAGGGUCUGUUCAGCGCGGAGAUGAUGAGCGAGCUGGAAGAGAUCGCUGGCUCGCGCCCCCUGCAGUCGAUUACCAGCCUUAACAUGGAGGUGAAGGCGGACCGCAGCUGCCGGCUGAUAUCGCUUCGGGCGCUGCUGAACAAGCUGCCGCCAAACAACUUUGCGAUACUGAGCUACAUCUUUCAGCACUUUGUUAGGGUGUCGGAAAACUCCAAACUGAACAGCAUGGAUAGUAAGAAUCUCGCCAUCUGCUGGUGGCCAACGCUCCUGCCGAUCGAGUUCACCGAUAUGAUGCGCUUCGAGACGAUGCGCCCCUACCUGGAGGACAUCGUGCAGACGAUGAUCGACCAAUACCCGUUCCUGUUUCGCGGCGAGGAAGCGUUCGUGAUGGUCUGAUGCGAGUAAGGGCCGCGCGCGCGUCGUCGCCCGGAUGCCGCUCGUUGCCGCCAAACGCCAACGCUGCUACUCCCCCAUCGUCUUCUGCUGCUACUACCAUCGCUCCCGCUGCUACCGCUUGCGUAGCCGAGCUGCAGCCAUAAUAAUCUCGUCCCAUAAGUGCAGCGCGCGAAACUCCUUCGCUGCGGAAGAGGCUUGCGCUGAGCAAUGUAGAUUGCGUGCACUUGAGGAGAAACUAGGUCGAUCUGAAAACACAACGUACUCACACGCAAACACUUACCCAAACUCCCUAAUUGCAACACGCCCAAUCGUACAAUAUCUCCUACAUAUUCGUAUAUGUGCAUGACAAAUGUUAAAUACACAGGUUAUAUUGAUAUAUAUUAUAUAUUAGAGCAAAACAAAAAAAACAAUGAUUGUAACCUCCUGUGUCAAUGUUAAGAAACGAAAUCCCAUAUUGAAAAUCCCUUUGUCAAACAAAUACUGUAGGAAACGCAACGGAAACGAACGCAAAGGGAGGACGAAACACGGACGCAAUAGCUCCGAUUGAUGAAGGAACGGUUCGUUUAGAUCAGAUGUUUAACGCGGCGUAUGUGUGUGUGUGUGCACAACACACCACCUUCCCUUCCGGUAUCGGUAUCGACCCGAUGCAUUGAUGAUGCUAAUUCGUGUGCCACCGAGAAGGAAUCUUUCCGAGAAAGAGAAGAAACAUAACCACACACGCGCACUGAUGAACUAGCGGGAAAGAGGCACUGCGGAAACAAAGUUAAAAAGAAAGGGCGGUUAGCAAAAGCCACACUCUAAAAGAAUCGAACAAAACUUUGCACUUUAGCUUUAAACUGUAUUUUUUAAAUAUUUUUUUAAAUUGUCAGUAUUGUUAGCUCCCUCGAACAGAAAGCGGUUAGAUUUAAAACAAAAAAAAAAAGGUAAAUGAGUAAGAUAAGCUAACAAUUGCAAAAAUAAAUUAACAAAAGAUCAAACCAUAACGAGUUCGCGAGUUAGAGAAGGCUGCGGUAGGGUGGAGGAGGAGAACAGGAUAAUUAUGAAAUAGGAGAACAAACACACUCUAGUUAGGAAUUCAUAAAUGCACCAACAGCUUGCUGCUGCUAGCACACGUGUAAGAGAGUAAUAAGGUGAUUCGCCAAAAACGUUAAAGCUAGGCAACACGUUCACCCUCCCCAAAGGAACAGUAUAUAUGUGUGUGUAUGUGUGUGUUCGUAUAUGUUCAGCAUUUGUUGGUUGCUUUUUUAAAUAAGCUACUAGCGUACGCUACUGCAUGAUAUUUGGUUUUAUUAGUUUUAUUUUGCAUUAUUUAAACGCGAGCACGGUUGCUUCGCGUACCGAUUGGCUCAAUUUGUGAAACUGCAACCUAUUCCGUGACAUAUGUGAGAUUAAUCGUAAACUAAUUAUUGCAUUUAGUCGCCAAGGGAAGGAUGCUUCCUUGCGUGCGGUCAGCGAAAGAUUUGACGCGCUAAGUAGUAGAUUUUCUAAAGAAACCAAGUGUAGAGGAAGAAGAAUAACGAAGCAAAACCGCAAGACAAAAAAAACCGUCCGGCGGGGUGUGUGGCAGGUGUAUAUUGUUCGGCUUAGUUGUACAUCGUUCGGGAUGGGCGCGAAUGUUUAGGGAUUGGCAGCAGGAGUAAGAAUCGGAAGUGUUGUAGCGCUUGAAAGAUUUCAUCAUUGCACAGUAUUCGCCCAUAGUAAGGGAGUCUACUAUCGGAACACGCUCGGAGGCACGCUUACACGUAAGAAACUAGGCAGGAAUAGUCGAACCAGCUCGACAGGCGGAGGGAGGGAAUCGAAGCUAAAUAAUAUUAACCAAGUCAAUCGGGAUGCAGCGCCACGCAUGUGCAUUUACAUUGCAGCGCGAUGUGUUGCAAUCCAUGUUAGUUUCAUUUUAACUCCGUGCAAAUAUACCGCGGUUGACCCAAGGGAAGUUAGAAUAGCAAGCACGCGGGGAGGCAAGCUUGCUUAUUUGCGUUCUCCCAUAGAGGGCAGCAAACACGGAGAAUGGCUCUGCUCCUCCUCCCUCUCGGACACACAGACACACAAAAGAUUCCCUUUUCUCUGUCCCCGCUUUCUAUGUCACUGUCUUUAUCAUCUACCGUUGAUGUGUUGAUAUGAAUGCAAGAGCAGAAGGUUAAAAUUAAAGUAUUAGAAUUUAACAAAAUAAAACUGAAAUGAAAAUGCACCGAAAGCGGGCACGAAGACGGGACACCUAUCGCCCAGCAGUUACAAAUUUCACUAUACCAUCGAUUUACAAAUGCCACAGACAUUGUUUUUAACUCACACACAACAAACAGAAGGAAAAAUGGGAAAACAUAACUCCUGUAAACAGUUUGCCGAACAUCAUCCUACCGAAACGUAAACUUAAACGAAACCCAGUUGAAAAACAGAAUCAGUAUUUUUCUCGCGUUUGUGCGUGCAACCAAAAAACAAACCACAAGACGAACGUGAACGAAGAACAAUUAAUCUUCCCUAAAAUCGUUACCCAACGUCGGAAGGCAUGUUAGAGCAAGUAUUUAUUAUGCUUUCAUUCAUAAAGGAAACAAAACUCUACGGACUCUUGAACAACCGUGCGUGUGGCACGCCAAUUAUAGAUAUAUCUAUACACAAAAUUUAUUUCAUGCAGCAUCGAUCAGCAUUAGAAGCGAGGAAACGAAAGGAAGAAAUUUAGAGAGACGUGAUAUAAGACACAGAAACCGGAUAGUAGGAAACGAAACAGAAUGAGUCGAGACGGAUUAGAGAAACAAACGAACCGACGCCAUUAUUUUCGGUUCUAGUCUGCCCUUGAAAAAAAAGGCCCGAAAUCGGAAAAACAACGCUAUCAAUCCCCCCUUCCCCACCCUCCCACCCCCGCCCCUUCAACCCCCGGAAGGGCCAGAGUGUCAUGUGUUAGGAUAAUAUAAGAUGCAAAACAGCAAAACUGUAUUAGUAUAUGUGUGCAACGGUGGGGGAUCGACAUUGCCCGAUCGCCAAUGUUCGUCGUGUUGUAUGUGUAUUUAAUGCUGCAGUAUGGUUUAUGUAUCGUUUCAGUGCGUCUGCUUCAUGUUGGGUGCACCGUUUCACACGAGGUGUACGAGGAGGAAAAACAGGAAAAGAAGUUGAUGUUGAAAACUGCAAAAAAAAACAAAAAUGUGAAAAAGAAAAUGGUCGUAGAAAAGUGAAAAGACAAGUGAAAAACGAAAGCGUGCUCUGCACACCAGACCGUACAUACCCAUUCUAUUGCAACUGAAAACCGACCUGUAAACAAUUAUGUGGUGAUAUAAACGUAAACUAUAAAUGGAUAUAUUAGGUAUAACAUAUGAAUAUAUAUAUUUUUUGUUUUAGUUUGUAGAGUCUGUUGCGCUAUUUGCUAUGAUGAUGAACGCAUCCAGUAGCCACUUCCCCCGGUCGGAUUCGUCUAGCAGAGCAAACUGUAGCUGGGCAGAUAGGUGAAAGAAACACGUAAAGGCAAAACGAGGUAGUUGAGGUAGCACGGGAAGCACAUCCUGCACUCGAAUGCUCGAAUGAUGCUGGCAAACUAGUCGGAGUGGGUGCAGCGUUUUUGCGGCGCGCAUAUUUGUUGGAACGUUUCGAUUCUAUCCCCUUUUUUUCGCUCGCUCAAUUGCUUCUUAGUGUGGUGGUUGUAAGAUUUGCUGCUCUGUUUGAUCGUUUUGUCGCGCACUCCCUCACGGUGGAUGGUUCUUAGUAAAGGUUCUCGAGUGGCGGCUCAACCGCUCUCCUCGUCCUGGCUGCAGGACGUAUGUAUGUAUGGCAAACGAGAAGAAAAUGUGAAAUAUAAGACAAGGGAAGAACGAAAAGCAUGCGGAAGAGUAAAGCAUUGCAAUUAGGAAACGUUUAGCACCGUUCUACAAUGCGGAAAUGGAAGGAUAAGAAACGAGCGAACACUUUUUUCCACGCUUGCUUUCCCCACUCUCCCCCUGGGGGAUGCAAAACAAACCACUACUAUGCUAAAUUGGUGUAUAGAACGGGUAAGGAGGAACACUACCGAAGGACACAGUCACAAAAGAAGCCACCCCCUAAACACACUGCACACGAAAAAAAACGAAACAAACAAAAACGAAUACUCGGACAUGUUAUCACUUAAUCACUAACUCUCUUCCUUUCACACACUCUCUCUCUCUCUUUCUCGAUCUCACUUCGUCUAUCUUCACCACACCAGUUUUCCACUUCUUUCCCCGUUGUGCUGUUGAAUGUUUGAAUGCCUUUUAACGUGUAAAGUAUUGCUAGCGGUAAACGUCUGUUCAUCCUAUGCCGUAUCGAACAAAAAAAAAAAAAGCACUAUCCGCCGUAACUCUACUGCACACAACAACACACACAAAACCGAAACCUAUCCAUCCUGUACCCUAUUGCCGGUCCAGUCCGCCGACGACCCUGGCCAGCAGCAGGGUCGGAAGAAAAACAAAACAAAAACUCACCGACCAAACGCGAAAUGGUUCUAUUUGCCUUUGCCGCCGCGAGUCCAAACGGAACAUAAAGGAAAAACAAAAACUAAAAGAGUGUUGAAAGUCAUUUAAAAAACAAAAAAAAAAAGCAAAACGCUACAUACAACCAUACACAUACAACAUAGACUAACAAAUUCACGCCCAGAGUUGGGAAAAUAUUGGGGAAGAGAAAAUGUUAAAGUGACAAAUUUUGCUUUUUGUGCCAUUACCAUUCAAUUUCUGAAGGAAGGAAAGGAAAACAAAUUAAAUUAAACUUGAAUAGUUUAAAAAAAAAGGGGGGCGGGAAAGCAGACGAACGUCGUCGUCGUCGACAUGUAGACACUACACCAACCUAAAACAGCGGGCAGCGCCAAACCGAAAGCGGAAGCGGAAGAAGAGUAAAAACGAAACAAAAAAAAACUAAGGAAAACGAAUAGGAACUAGAUGCAGCGUCAACAUUAAAAAAAAAAAAAACAACGCGCGCAACACCGUGAUCGACCGAUUUGAUAAGUUUAGGUAAGGUAAACCGGGAUCCGGGCG
Messenger RNA from Anopheles coustani, 11734 nucleotides. It is a transcript of the gene RhoGAPp190, whose product is annotated as rho GTPase-activating protein 190. NCBI's taxonomy places the organism in Eukaryota, Metazoa, Arthropoda, Insecta, Diptera, Culicidae. Gene Ontology annotation, biological process: signal transduction. The record is from RefSeq and is a predicted model, not a curated record. The transcript is spliced from 12 exons. Bases 1533 to 6770 code for a protein of 1745 amino acids. Gene Ontology annotation, molecular function: GTPase activity; GTP binding.